AUGUCUGGACCAGGAGAACGUUUUCAUGUUCUGGCACAAUUGGACCACCUUCAUUCGAAAUACACAGGUACCGGACACGCAGAUACAACGCGAUACGAAUGGCUCACGAAUCAGCUAAGGGAUACGCGAGCUUCACAAAUGAGUCAUCCAGGUAUGACUUCGUUCAUUGCUAUCGUUGAAAACGAAUCUCGUGCACGAACGCGAUACAACCUCCUCAAUCGUAUGAUUCUACCUUGCGGACCGCCACCGGAGAAGUCACCGCUUGAUGACUGA
This is a messenger RNA of Cooperia oncophora, 273 nucleotides long. NCBI's taxonomy places the organism in Eukaryota, Metazoa, Nematoda, Chromadorea, Rhabditida, Trichostrongylidae. The record is from the annotation of a GenBank genome assembly.